This is a messenger RNA of Zingiber officinale, 501 nucleotides long. RefSeq names its product auxin-responsive protein SAUR50-like. Bases 1 to 501 code for a protein of 166 amino acids. The record is from RefSeq and is a predicted model, not a curated record. Lineage: Eukaryota; Viridiplantae; Streptophyta; Magnoliopsida; Zingiberales; Zingiberaceae. The transcript has a single exon. Gene Ontology annotation, biological process: response to auxin.
AUGAAGAAGCUGGAGGGGUUCCGCAAGAUCGGGCAACUGAAGCACGUGAUACGAAAGUGGCGAUCGCUCACCCUUGGAUGCGGAUCCGUCGACGACGGUGGCUCCACGCCCCCGCCUGGGUCUCUUCCCGUCUACGUUGGGCCUGAUCAACAGCGCUUCGUGAUCCCUAUCCGGGCCCUCAAAUUCCCUGCCGUAUACGGUUUACUCCGCCUCAAGGAGGAGCAAUACGCCUUCCCUGUCCGCGACGUAGGCUGCCUCGUCUUCCCCUGCGACCCGGACUUCUUCGGAUUCGUCCUUGACACCCUCAAUCGCGACGAGGCACGCUACGGUAAUAUGUCCCUAGACGCCUUCGUUGCCCUCUUCUCCGAUCUCAACAACUCCGAAGCCGCCAACGACUCUCCGUGCCGCUACUCCUCCUCCUGCAACACCUUCUCCCGUCUCCUCACCAGAACCACCAGUGCUUGUUCAACGUCAGCACCAAUCUCUCCCCGGAACAUAUGA